This is a messenger RNA of Hansenula ciferrii, 780 nucleotides long. Its product is annotated as NifU family protein. NCBI's taxonomy places the organism in Eukaryota, Fungi, Ascomycota, Saccharomycetes, Phaffomycetales, Wickerhamomycetaceae. Gene Ontology annotation, molecular function: iron ion binding; iron-sulfur cluster binding. The record is from RefSeq and is a predicted model, not a curated record. Gene Ontology annotation, cellular component: mitochondrion. Gene Ontology annotation, biological process: iron-sulfur cluster assembly. The transcript has a single exon. Bases 1 to 780 code for a protein of 259 amino acids.
AUGUUCAGCAGAAGUAUCAUAAGCCAGUUGCCUAGAACACUAUCUAGAGCCCUACCUAGAUCUCAAAUACCUAGUGGUUCUUCCAUAUCCAUAUCAAGACCAACAUUUAUCCGUUCUUUAUUUAUACAGACUGAAGAUACACCGAAUGAACAAGCUUUAAAAUUCUUACCAUCAAUGAAUAUUAUGCCUCAAGGUGAAACUGUGGAAUAUUUAAGUGGUAGAGAAGCCUUUUCAUCACCAUUAGCUAAAAAAUUAUUUGCUAUUGAUGGUAUUAAAACUGUUAUGUUUGGUAGUAAUUUUAUAACUGUUGAGAAAAAACCUUCAAUUCAAUGGAUGUUAAUUAAACCUGAAAUUUUCAGUAUAUUAACUGAAACUUUAACAUCAGGAGAACCUAUAUUUGAUGAAGACACUGUAUUACCAAGAGAUGCUGCAUUUGAUGAAGAAGAUGAUGAUAUUGUAGCAAUGAUUAAAGAAUUAAUAUUUACAAGAAUUAGACCUGCAAUUCAAGAAGAUGGUGGUGAUUUAGAAUUUGUUAAAUUUGAAGAAGAUAAUGGUACUGUGUGGUUAAGAUUAAGAGGUGCAUGUAGAUCAUGUGAUAGUAGUAGUGUUACAUUAAAACAUGGUAUUGAAUCAAUGUUGAAACAUUAUAUUGAAGAAGUUGAAAAUGUUGAACAAAUUGAAGAUGAAGAAGAAGUUGAAGAAUUGGAUCCAUUAAUUGGUAUUAAAAAAGAUAGACAUGUUCAUCAAAAUCAUCAAGAAGAAGUUCCACCAAAUUUAUGA